Messenger RNA from Saccharomyces mikatae IFO 1815, 1254 nucleotides. RefSeq names its product Gal83p (gene GAL83). The coding region runs from base 1 to 1254 and encodes 417 amino acids. The record is from RefSeq and is a predicted model, not a curated record. The transcript has a single exon. Gene Ontology annotation, molecular function: protein kinase binding. Gene Ontology annotation, biological process: signal transduction. Gene Ontology annotation, cellular component: nucleotide-activated protein kinase complex; nucleus; cytoplasm. NCBI's taxonomy places the organism in Eukaryota, Fungi, Ascomycota, Saccharomycetes, Saccharomycetales, Saccharomycetaceae.
AUGGCUGGCGACAACUCUGAGAACAAGGAUGCUUCCAUGUUAGAUGUCAGUGACGCAGUUAGCAACACCGCAGCUAAUGGCAGAAGUAACGCAAAUUCAAGUAAUGAGGCCUCUCUGGCGUACACUUUUUCUCAAAUGAAUGUAGAUAAUCCAAACGAAUUAGAGCCACAACAUCCCCUUAGACAUAAAUCGAGUCUAAUUUUUAACGACGAUGACGAUGACGAAAUACCACCAUAUUCAAACCAUGCAGAAAAUGGUUCUGGCGAGACAUUUGAUUCUGAUGACGAUGUCGAUGCUAGUAGUUCGAGUAGUAUUGACAGCAACGAAGGCGAUGUCCAUGAUGCAGAUAUGACAGCAAAUACUCUGCAAAAAAUGGAUUACCAGACGUCUCAGCAAGGUGAUGCAUCACAGAACCAACCAUCUCAAAAGCAACAAGAACAACAGCAGAACACUGUGGAGGGCAAGAAAGAAAGAACCAUGAUGUUUCCAGUUGAUAUCACUUGGCAACAGGGGGGAAAUAAAGUGUAUGUUACCGGUUCUUUUACUGGAUGGAGAAAGAUGAUCGGGCUGGUACCAGUUCCUGGGCAACCUGGGCUCAUGCAUGUAAAAUUACAGUUGCCUCCAGGUACUCAUCGUUUCAGAUUUAUUGUUGACAAUGAACUAAGGUUCAGUGAUUAUUUACCCACCGCAACUGACCAAAUGGGAAAUUUUGUCAACUAUAUGGAAGUGACUGCACCACCUGAUUGGAGUAGUGAACCUCAGCAGCAAGGUUCUGACAAUAAGGCAAAUUAUGCAGAUGACGAUAAGCUGAAUAAGAGACCCAUGAGUGCUCGUUCAAGGAUUGCUUUGGAAAUAGAAAAGGAACCGGAUGACAUGGGUGAUGGCUACACCCGUUUUCACGACGAAACACCAGCGAAACCCAAUUUAGAAUACACUCAAGACAUACCUGCUGUAUUUACGGACCCAAAUGUUAUGGAACAGUAUUAUUUAACGCUUGAUCAGCAACAAAAUAAUCAUCAAAAUAUGGCGUGGCUCACUCCCCCUCAGCUGCCACCCCACCUAGAAAACGUCAUUUUAAAUAGUUACUCGAAUGCGCAAACUGACAAUACAUCCGGUGCCCUUCCCAUCCCGAAUCAUGUUAUAUUGAAUCACCUGGCGACUAGCAGUAUCAAGCAUAAUACAUUGUGCGUUGCUUCCAUCGUUCGGUACAAGCAAAAGUAUGUAACCCAAAUACUGUACACACCACUGCAAUAG